Messenger RNA from Lineus longissimus, 411 nucleotides. RefSeq lists its product as uncharacterized. The record is from RefSeq and is a predicted model, not a curated record. Bases 1 to 411 code for a protein of 136 amino acids. The transcript is spliced from 2 exons. Lineage: Eukaryota; Metazoa; Nemertea; Pilidiophora; Heteronemertea; Lineidae.
AUGGAACUUGUUGACAAAGAUUUGAAAGGCUAUGCUCAUGAAGCCAGUAGCCGUGGUACAGCUGUAAUUCAAAUCAAAAAGGGAACAAAACCGGUGUUUCUCAAACCAAGGCCUGUUCCGUAUGCCGUACGCGAAAAAGUGGAAAAAGAGUUGGAUCAUCUGGAGACAUCUACGGUGUUCGAAAAAGUUGACAGGUCAAACUGGGCAUCGCCAAUCGUGGUUGUGCCUAAGGCAGACGGAAGUGUGCGCAUUUGUGGCGAUUAUAAGGUCACUGUUAAUCCGUAUAUCGUUGACGAGCCGUAUCCUUUGCCUACUCCGGAGGACAUCUUUACCAAACUUGCAGGAAAGAAACAUUUCACGGUGCUUGAUCUGAGUCACGCGUACUCACAACUUGAAGUUGAUGAGAAAUGA